CGUCAUGGUUGAAAUGCGGCCAGUCGGGUAUGAGAACAAGUGCAUAUCAGUACAUGGUUCUAUAAAUAUAUUAAUUUAAUUAGUGGGCGGAUCUCUUCGCAGACUUCCCCGCUUCUGCUGUAACUUUCGAUUGUAGCGCUGGAGCAGCUGUACGUGAGUUUCACAUCGAGCUGAACUGAGAUUAGUGCUGAAUGACUGACUGACUGGCUGAAGCCCUGAAAAUCUGCUUCAGUCGCGGCAGAUCAGAAGAUGAGCGUCAGUUCAACACGGAGCAGCGGGGAAGAGCUCGACGAGCUGGAGGCGGUUAGCUGGUAUCAUUAUGAUUUGUCCCGGCACGCAGCUGAAGCUCUUCUACUUUCGAAUGGGGUGGAUGGGAAUUUUUUACUCCGAAACAGCAACAAGGGUCCUGACUGCUUUGCUUUGUCUGUCCGAGCAAAGGAUUCAGUGAAACACUUCCAUGUCCGGCGGCAGUUUGGCAGAUAUGCCUUUGGCUUCAAUGAAUUCCCUUGCCUUCAGGAUUUCUGCAGUCACCUUGCCAAUCAGCCUCUGCUAGGCAGCGAGACAGGAAACCUGAUAGUGCUACGGUUCCCAUACCCACGGCAGGUGGAAGAACCAUCUAUUUAUGAGACAGUAUGUGUGCAUACGGCCAUGCAGACAGGCCGGCAUGAAAAUGACCUGGUGCCUAAUGCUCCAGCGCUUGGCACAAAAGAGGGUUAUCUGGUUAAACAAGGAGCGAUUAUCAAGAGCUGGAAACAGAGAUGGUUCACACUGAAUAGAAAUGAACUUAAGUAUUUCAAGGAUAAAAUGUUUGUAGAGCCGAUACGAACCCUGGAUCUGACGGAGUGCUCAGCUGUCCAGUUUGAUUACAGUCAGGAGAGGGUCAACUGCUUCUGUCUGGUGUUCCCUGAGAGGACGUUUUAUUUGUGUGCAAAAUCCGGUGCCGAGGCAGACGAAUGGAUUAAGAUACUACGAUGGAAACUGUCACAGAUAAAGAAAGGUCGAUGAUGUUCAACAUGGAGAGAAGUAACACUGGAGCGAUGUGAGCUGUGUGCAGUUUUAUGGUAGUAAUUACACAGGAUUCAUCAGCUUCAUCUGAUGCAUUUGGCAUCAUGGUUGUACAUUUCAUUGCACGUAAGAUAUGAUCUGGGCAAUGAAUCUCACACGCAAGAUUUUCCAUUUAAGACAAGUGAAGUCCCAUGGCACCAUGCUGUCAUGCUUUAAAAAGAGUCUGGAGGCAGAGCAUUACCAAUGUUGGGAUUAUAAUUGACAGUAGUUAGUUUUUUUUCAAAUAUUGUCUUCUAUGUGGAAUUUCAGAUUUUCUUAUUCUUCUCCAAGCCAAGCUAUACUCGCAGCAUGUGCCUUUACUUUAAACUGUGUGUAUGCUCCGAAACAUAUGUACAAUACCCCCUUAUAUACAUGUCUGUUACUGUGAAGAAGUAAACAUUAAUAUUAUGAAUUUUUAAGCACUGAAAGAGCUAUAGAUGUAAUAUACUUUUUUUUUUCCAGAAUCAAGCGCUGCAGUGAUUAUGUAUUUUGUAGGCUAACCUAGAAGUUAGCAUCACCCUUGUUCCCUCCACAAAAAACCCAAUAGGAUUUUCCAUUGACUUUUGGAUUAUUGCAGAAAACAAGAUCUGUGACCAAGAGAAUUUAUGAUUCUUAAACAUUUUGUACAUCAUGAUAAUAAUGUAAAGAUGAAAGUAGGCUAUAAAAUAACUACUUCAACAUCACUAUUUAAAAAAAAAAAAAAAAAACUCUUAAAGUUUGCAUUAGAAUAGUUUGCAAGUACGCGAUUUUAAUCCUCUGGUAUUGUUCAUUUGGGAGUCACACUUGUGUUGUCCGCAGUCAAAAGUGACCGAAACCUGAAAUGUAACCUUUUCUAUAAAUCAAUGUAAUAUAUUUUUGUUCAAUAAUAUUUUUUAUUUUUUUAUUUUUGUAUUUUGAGAGAAUGUUAUGGUACCAAUUAAUAUUUAUGCAAUAAUUAUGAUAAUUUUUUCCCCCAUGUUAAAAUAGACACAAUGCCUUUAAAAUCCAAUUUUUGAAGGCAGAUUAGUGCCAUCUGGUGGAAGUAAAAAAAGAAAAACGUCUAUAAUGCCAUGGUGUAACCACUAGAUUCCUAUAUAGCUCUAUAUAAAAAGGCUUAUAAAUUCUCUAGUUGUUUUUACACUUAAAUACUUGUUUUUAUUAAGUUGUGGAUUUGGGUAUAUAUUUAGACAUUCUCAAAGACAACUUUUUGUCAAGGUUUAGAUUUUUUAGUUGUAAAUGUUGAUUUGAAUUGUCAGUUUUUGCAUUAAUUUUACUAGUCAAAACUGAACACAGGACAUUUUGUAACAACAUCAAAUUUCAACAAAAAUUAAAAAAAAAUGAACAGGAAUGUGUUUGCGAACAACACGACACAUUUUUUUUUUAAUGACCGUUUAGCUUUUUCAAAUCAAGUCACAUAGCGACUUCCAUAAAAGUCACCAAAUUUCUUACCAUAAAAUUUCCAAACAUUUUUUUUCCCAGUCUAAAAUGACCGAACACCAGAGGGUUAAAUGCAAUAAGGUUAUGAAAGCACACUAGUGAGCAGUUUUCCUGUUCAGUGUGAUGACGUUUAAUGUCAGGCCAGGCCUGACGAAGACUGUUUGUGGUUGAAACAUUGCAAUUUAUUAAACAGAAAUAGCAGUGUGCCAGUUCUUUUGAAUUUCAGCUCAGUUUUCUUUUGAUCGAGCACCUGCUGAAGUGAUGUUUGGAUGUGCUACUUUGAAUUCAUGAUGUUUAAUGUCCUCAUUAAUAUUUAGUCCCAGUGAACCAUUUGUUAGCAACUGCUUUUUUUCAAGACUAGUAAAAGCUUUAAAAAAACCACAAGAGGGUUUUACUGAUGUAUUUUAUGUCAUUGUAUAAAAAUCUUAAACUUGUGUUAACCACAGACCUCUGGCUUUAGGUCUACAAAAAAAUACAUAAUCCCCGCAGCACGUGAUAAAUAACCAAAAUGAAAAGGUAUAAAAUUAUAAUUUGUCUAAAUAGCAAUGCUACUUCUAAUGUGAUGUGUGAACUGACAAUGAACCUGUAACUAGUACCCGUUUUCCUACUGUAAAAAUGUAACAUGUCAAUAAAUAAAAUUUAUUUUUGUAAACCAAA
Megalobrama amblycephala (Wuchang bream) is the source of this 3117-nucleotide messenger RNA. It is a transcript of the gene dapp1, whose product is annotated as dual adaptor of phosphotyrosine and 3-phosphoinositides. Bases 250 to 1005 code for a protein of 251 amino acids. The transcript has 9 exons. NCBI's taxonomy places the organism in Eukaryota, Metazoa, Chordata, Actinopteri, Cypriniformes, Xenocyprididae. The record is from RefSeq and is a predicted model, not a curated record.